Molecule: messenger RNA, 1289 nt
Organism: Fusarium verticillioides 7600
Lineage: Eukaryota; Fungi; Ascomycota; Sordariomycetes; Hypocreales; Nectriaceae
Product: D-3-phosphoglycerate dehydrogenase
Exons: 4
Coding region: 288-1145 (285 amino acids)
Cellular component (GO): cytosol
Molecular function (GO): NAD binding; hydroxypyruvate reductase [NAD(P)H] activity; glyoxylate reductase (NADPH) activity
Source: RefSeq, a predicted model, not a curated record
UGAAAGCCGAAGGUCUUUUGAUAGUCCGACCGGAUAAGAGAGAUCUGACUCGAUCUUGUGAUAGAUAUAAACCCAUUUCAAGGAUCUCCAAAGCCUCAAUCCCUUCCCUCAUUUUUGAUAUCCUUCAAAAUUGUUCAAUAUGGCAGAUAAACCCAAAGUCCUCUUCCUAGGCAGCACCAAGCAAGCUCAUGAAGAGUUUGCCUCGCUCUGUGAGAUUAUAGAACCUGUCUACCCACAGUCAAAUGAGCGAUCUGCUUUUAUAGAAGAGACCAAGUCUGGUGCUUUCGAUGGAGUCAAGGCUAUCUACCGUACAAACAAGUCAGUUGGCAUUACUGGACUCUUUGAUGCCGAGUUACUGGAUGUCUUGCCCAAGUCUCUCAAGUUCAUAUUGCCAUAAUGGCGCCGGAUAUGACCAAAUUCAUGUCUCUGAAUGCACUUCCCGUGGCAUUCGUGUUUCAAACACACCCACUGCUGUAGACGAUGCCACGGCUGACAUCACUAUCUUUCUUCUUAUCGGCGCCUUGAGAAAUAUCUCGUCCUCCAUCUUCACUCUACGAGAAGGAACUUGGCGGGGUUCCCCUCCACCAUCGCUUGGCCAUGAUCCUCAAGGCAAAGUGCUAGGCAUUCUGGGUAUGGGAGGCAUUGGCCGCAAUGUUGCACGCAAAGCCCGAGCUUUCGGCAUGACUGUGAGAUAUCACAACCGAAGCCGUUUAUCACCUGAUCUAGAGGACGGUGCUGAAUAUGUUGACUUCGAGACACUGCUUAAAGAAAGUGAUGUGUUGAGUCUCAACUUACCCCUGAACCCCAAAACCCGACAUACUAUUGCAAAACCUCAAUUCGAUAUUAUGAAGCGUGGCAUUGUAGUCGUCAACACCGCUCGUGGUGCAGUGAUGGACGAAGCGGCUCUCGUCGAAGCUCUUGAAUCUGGACAAGUUGCCAGUGCUGGUCUUGAUGUAUUUGAGAACGAGCCAGAGAUCCAUCCAGGGCUCUUGAAGAACAAGAACGUCUUGCUUGUUCCACACAUGGGAACGUGGACUGUAGAGACCGAGAGACUGAUGGAGGCUUGGGCUAUGGACAAUGUUCGCCUAGCAGUGACAGAAGGAAAGUUGAAGAGUAUCGUUUCCGAGCAGAAGGACCUGCAAUAGACGGUAACUCUGUCUGCACAUCAUAGCCUUCGCGGUUUCAAGAGUCUCGAGAUAUAUAGAAUGGGCGAACCAAAAAUAGAUAGCCCAAAUGAAACUCCGGUAUGUUACACUAAAAUCCCAAGCUGACCUAAGGCUUUGAGUACU